AUUAUAUAUAACUCCAUAUCCCCACCCACCCAUCAAUCCAUUCAUCUCCAUCUCCUCCCUAGAUCUCGCCCCAAUAUGGUUUCCGACAGCCCGGUGUACAACGUGAAGAUAUCCUCCGUUGGGCCGGGCCGCGCCACGGUGGGGGAAGUGGUCCAGCACUACGGCGGGCUGGAUCUGGCCAUGAAGCUCCACUACCUGCGAGGUGUCUACUUCCUGGGCAAGGCCGCCGCGGAAGGGAUGACCACCACCCACAUUAAGGAGUCCAUGUUCCUCCUCUGCAACGACUACUACAUGACCUGCGGCCGGUUCCGCCGCUCCGUGGGCUCGGGCCGCCCCUACAUGAAGUGCAACGACUGCGGGGCCCGGUUCCUGGAGGCCCAGUGCGACUUGACCUUGGAGGAGUGGCUGGACGGAUACUUCUCCGGGAAUGCCAGCUGGAAUAUUGGGCAGCUCGUUUACCAUCUCCCCGUUGGGCCUGAGCUCUUCUUCUCCCCUCCCGUCUAUUUGCAGGUAACCAAGUUCAAGUGUGGAGGAAUGUCAUUGGGCAUGAGCUGGGCCCACAUACUCGGAGACAUCUACACAGCUACCGACUUCAUCAACAACUGGGGCGGCUACCUCGCUGGCCACAAGUCCAACGGGCCCUUCCACCAACAAGCCCAGCCCAUCCUCAACCGCCCGCUCCUCCCAACCAGCCCAAACGGCCAAACUCCUGAACCGCUCUCCCUCAAACGGGUCGACCCGGUUGGCGAUCACUGGGUUACCGCCAACAAUUUCAAAAUGGAAACCUUCUCCUUCCGCCUAACGGCUACCCAGGCGGCCCAAAUCACAGCCCGCCAAACCCACAACAAGAGCAAGAAACCCUCCCUCUUCGAAUCGAUCACCGCCGCGAUAUGGAAAUCGAUUGCGAAGAUUCGAGAAGGAAUCAACGAGCCGAAGAGAGUCACCAUCAUCAGGAAAACCAAUUCGUCGCAGGAUCCGAUGACCGGCAACAACCGGAUCGCGAUCGGCUCUGUUUCGGCCGAGUUCUCGGUCGCCGAUUCUGAUUCAGGGGAUCUGGCCGGAUGGCUGUCGGAUCGAAUUGGAGAGCUCGCCGACGAAAAGAAUCUGAUCGAUGAGGCGGUGGAGAGGGACGACGGGGCGUCCGAUUACGUUGUGUACGGGGCGAAUUUGACAUUCGUAGAUUUGGCAGGGGCGGAUUUGUACGGACUGGAAAGCAACGGGCAGGGGCCGGAAUUCGUGUGUUACGAAGUUCAGGGGGUUGGGGACGAAGGCGCGGUGGUGGUGGUUCCGUGGCCGAAGAGCAGCGACGGGGAGGGAAAUGAAGGGAGGGUUGUGACGGCGAUCUUGCCGGAGGAAGAAGUCGAGAAGUUGAAGUUGGAGCUCAGGAAGAUCGGGGUGCUGGAAGAAGAUUAAGUUCGCGGUGAUUUAAGUCAAAUCGAUGUCAAGUAUUUUGUUACGCUUUAGUGUCGUGAUUGAUAACGUUAUAUGGUACGUUUCUGUGGUUAGUUACUCUUGUCUCUGUGUAUUCACUCCCUAUUUAUUGUAAUUUGAUCUGCAAAGUGUACUUUCGGUUGCUGAUUAAAGAUGAUGAAUAUAUAUUGCAGCUUGCAAACA
Linum tenue is the source of this 1614-nucleotide messenger RNA. The record is from the annotation of a GenBank genome assembly. Lineage: Eukaryota; Viridiplantae; Streptophyta; Magnoliopsida; Malpighiales; Linaceae.